CUCCUGGUCAGGACUCAGGACGCUGGGGAGGGCUCCUGAUGGGGCCGUGGCAACUGGGGACAGAGAUGCAGCCAAGGUCCUGGGUUCCAAAGGCAGCCCCAGGAGGCAAAGGGCAGCCCCCCUCUGAAAAAACCCUUGUGGACAGAAGCAAGAAAAGGCCUAGGCCCUGGCUGCAGCAUCGUCGUCGUUGUCGUCGGAGUGGCGCUGGCGAUGUACCGAAAGGGCCGCAGCCUCCCCCUGAAAGAGAGCAGCCUGGCGCUGCCCAACAACCUGGCGGUGCUGCCGCUCCCUCAGGGCAAGCGGGGGGCCACCUACUACGCCUCCGUCCACGGGCCCACCGUCAACAUGGUCAGCACCCCCGGGGACGAGGAGGGGGACGGGGGUCCUCUGGCCGCCACCUGCGCCCACCGGCAGCUCCAGGUCAAGGAGGGCGGCCACGGACUGGGACUGGGAGCCACCCUCAUCACCCAGGCGGCCUGGUGCAUCCUCCCUUCCCGGAUCCUCUUGGUGCUCACGUCGCGGAAAGGUAUCCAGAUGUAUGAGCCAGAUGGAUCCGUCAUGGUGUACUGGCAUGCUCUGGAGGGCAUGGAGACGUCCUCUCCAGGCAAGGCGGCCUUUGCGCGUGGGAUUGCGGCAACUGGGCAGCGCUUCGUCUGUGUAGGAACGUCCUCCGGAGCUGUCCUCAUCUUUGACGUCCCUGCCAAAGGCACCAACGUCACACUAAGCGAAGUCCUGGAAAAGCACGCUAGCUCCAUCACAGACAUUGGGGCCGAGCUCUGCGAGCAGCUGGAGGGAGCCCCUGACCUGGUGACGGCUGAUGACUCUGGAGGUUUGUGCGUUUGGUGUUCUGGAGAGAAGUUCAAGCUGCUCACCCAGAUCUCAGCUUCUGAUUGUUCCUGCUCUUCUGUGAAGCUGUGGAAUGGGGUCAUUGCUGCUGGCUACGGGAAUGGGCAGAUCCGUCUGUUCCAGGCAGCCACUGGGGCCCUCCGAGCCGAAGUUAGUGCUCAUGCACGCUGGAUCUAUGCCCUGGACCUGGCACCGCUCUCAGGAAAGCUUCUGUCUGCUGGCGAGGACUCCUAUGUGCAGGUCUGGAGGGUGAGCCACAAUCCAGACACGGAGACCAUUGAGAUAGAGCAUUGCCAUGGGGAGUGUGUGACUGACACCCUGCUCUGCGGGGCCCGCUUCUGCAACCCAGAGGGCAGCGCCUUUGCCGUCACGGGCUUUGAGCUCAACGAGAUCAUCCGCUACAUCCAGGUGUAGCUGCUCCUGGCCAGAGCCCAAAGAGAGGAUGGGCUUUGUGGGCAUCUGGCCAGAGCUCAGGGGACUCUGGCUAGGGAGCCUUAAAAGGGGGUGGGGGUAGUCGGGACUGGAGCCCAGGCAACAGUUGCCCACCCCAAUCGUUACUGUCUAAUCUGGGUCCAUUUGGGACCAAGGGCAAAGUAGUACCCAGGGGCUCCCAUGGUGGCUGGGUGUCCUAGGAAAAGUCUCUUGCAGCCCAAUUCUAGACUAGGAGUCACCCAUCGUCCCCUUUCUUUCAAGCUGCUCCCUCCCACCAGAAGGAAUCUCAUGACUGGCCGGCUUGCUCUGUUAUCAAACUUUAUGUCUAUGAACUGGGCCAAGAGACUUCCACAGCCCUGAACAAACUGCCUCAAAACGGGGGGGGGGGGACUAGGGGCAGGCUUUGUAGUUUUGUUAUUUAUUAAAAAAAAAUAUGCAUCUCUGCUACGGAUAGAAAGUGUGUUAUCACUCAAAAGGUGAAUGGGACACAACUGGGACGUCCUGUUUGACUUGGCAGUGUCUUGCCAAAGGAGAUGGCCAGCUGACCGACUGCUGGAAUGCAAGGCAGGGUGAAGUCCAGCUGCCCCUGAACAGAGACGCCUGACUGAAGAAGGGCCGAGCUCAGGGCCCCCUCCCUCAGCUCGGUGGCAUGGACCACACCAGUCUCCGAUGCCCAGCCAUGUGGGCUAUUCCAGGGGCAGGUGGGCUUCUCCAGCCCUAUUGCUGCCAGUUGUCCUUCCAGCCUUCUUCUUGCCCCAAAUUUGAUCAUGCAAAUACUCUUGAUGCGUUCCUGCAGCAGCUGACACAAAUAGGAGGAAAAGCUCUGGGAAUGCAAGCAACACCUGUCCCUAACCCAGUCACCAGCUCAUUGGUUAGGAAGGCAUCUUGAUGGCCAACAAAGGGAGGGGAACCUGCCCAGGACAGUCCUUCAAAUUUUGGAUUUUGAGGAAGUAGGAGCCAGUUCAAGGGAGGGAGUGAAAUGUGGGGAAGGGGAUGGCAGAGGCCCACCUGGCACGAAAGCAUGUUUAAGUCACAGGUGUACUGUUCUUGCUGGCUGUUUCUGGCUAAGAGACUGACGUGUGCUUC
Sceloporus undulatus (fence lizard) is the source of this 2364-nucleotide messenger RNA. RefSeq names its product WD repeat domain 54 (gene WDR54). The transcript has 10 exons. The record is from RefSeq and is a predicted model, not a curated record. NCBI's taxonomy places the organism in Eukaryota, Metazoa, Chordata, Lepidosauria, Squamata, Phrynosomatidae. Gene Ontology annotation, molecular function: protein binding. The coding region runs from base 211 to 1260 and encodes 349 amino acids.